AUGACAGCAGUUAUGGAUUACAACCCACCACCAGCAUUCGGCUCUAAUGGCCAAGAUACCUCUCACGUUCAAAUGUCCAAUAUCAAGAACUCAAUACGAGAGGCUUUCCCCAGGACUUCGGAACUAUUGAACCUUCUAGAGCAGACAAAACAUAUCCGCGACGAUGUUGCUCUACAACAAAAGGUCGUCACAGACCUUGAGUCACAGCUAGCAGACUCAAACAGGGAACUCGAAGGAUUAGAUCGCAAGCGUCUAGCUGACUUUGAGUCACAUAAAAAGUACCGCGAUGGCCAUGCUAUGAAAUUUCUUUACAAGAUCGGCGGUAAAGAGAAUUCAUUUACAGGGCAGGCUGAGAAGGAAGAGCAGAAUUAUCACAACACGCUUCAACAGGCGCAUCACGCGGCAGAACACAACUCAAGUAUCAAGGCAAAGUUGGAAGAAGAGCUCGCGAAGAAGAGGGAGCUUGACCAGAGCAUGCAGUAUUAUCUUGAUCUUCAGAAGCAACUGGACGACAUUUACGACGAUAUCUUCUCCGGCCCAACGCCUGAUUUCCCAGAGGAGGAUGAAAAGGAGCGACGAAGCGAUGCUGCCUUGUCUACAUAUGUCUCUACAAAGUCAGCCUAUGAACUACACCAAAAAGCGCUAGAUCUUCUUGAGCAAUCAACAGCGACAAUGUCAGCUGGUCUCCAGCAAGUAGAAAAGGCUCUUCAGUCAGGAGACAUGAAUUCCAUCCGCUCCCUAAAUCAGGGAAGAGAACUCAUUCAGCAGAGCAAGACGACGGUCGAUCAGCUGGUGCAGCUCGGUUCAGACGUUAUCAGGCUUCCUCCCGAGGCUAACCCACGUACUAUGGAGGUUACAUCCAAUUUGGGUGAAGUCUGGGGAAAAGUGGAUGUCACAGGUGGUCGACAAGAAGUAGCUCGAUGUACAGCUGCUUUGGAGAAUUGUUUGAGUGAAGCAAAGGAGAAGAGAUAUUAUUUGUCCAAGGAGUUGAAGCGCAAGGGAGAGGAGAUGGAGGAAGCGAGGACGGAGUUGCAAAAGAUUCGACAGAGUAUCUUUGAGGAGGUUGUAGGCGAUGACUUGAUCAAAUCAUAG
Fusarium coffeatum is the source of this 1092-nucleotide messenger RNA. RefSeq lists its product as uncharacterized. The record is from RefSeq and is a predicted model, not a curated record. Bases 1 to 1092 code for a protein of 363 amino acids. The transcript has a single exon. NCBI's taxonomy places the organism in Eukaryota, Fungi, Ascomycota, Sordariomycetes, Hypocreales, Nectriaceae.